CAAGAAUGUCUCCUUCGAAUGAUCCUUCAUUCUUGUACGAUAUCAAUUAGAUCUCCUCCUCUCUUACACUACUUGGAGCAAAACAUAUAUAUAUAUAUAUUCUCUCGAGGGCGGUGGAAAAGGGUAAUUAGUCAAGUAUUGGAUAGUUGCAAAUAGCUGCUUGCAGCUGAUCGAAAGUUAUAUAUACUGGUGAAUCUGGUUGCCGACUGCUUUGUCAACAAGUUGCUCUUGUGCAAGAAGCCCUCCUUCAACUGAUUCUCCACAAUAUAGAAAUACAUACAUAUAUAUAUAUAUAUAUAUAUAUAUAUAUAUAUAUUCUCUGGACGGCAGUGGAAGAAAGAGACAAUUACUCGAUCAAGUAUUGGAUAGUUCCGAAUAGCUGCUUGCACUGAUCGAAACUUUUUUCUGGUGAAUCUGCGAACCGACUGCUGGUCAACAAGUAUGAAGACAGGAAGAAGCAAUGUGGUCAUGGCUUCGGAAUUGGUCCAUGAGGUGGCAUAUAUAAUAAUAUUGAUAUUCUAAAAUAUCCGUACGUUGCCCGAAAGUAAAGGUAUGAGAACAACAUUUUCAUUUUUUUGGUUAAAAAAAGAAAAAGAAAAAGAAAAAAAAAGAAAAGAAAAGAAAAGAAAAGGGUAAAUGGAAGUAUUUUAUUUUCUUUUCUAAAAGAUGAAUAAAAAACUUUAAUAUGGUCUAACCAUCAAAGUAAGGGAAGAAGAUAGAAUAUUGAUGCAUGCAAAAGUUAUAAUCAAAUAUGUGUGUGUGUAUAUACAUUUUCUAAAAUAUGAAAUAAAAAUUUGGAUAUAAUGUCCCCGGUGAUUGACCUGGUUGGAAAAGACUUAGUCAUGCACCUUAUGAAACAUUGUGCAAAUAAUUUUUUAAAGACCAUGCCCCACAGACAUAAUCCGAACUUUAUUCAAUUCAUGUAGAGAUCGAGCGUCAUGUACGAAUUCUUAGCAAAGUCACACCCCUAUUACAUAAAAUAAAUAAUAGUUUUUUUAUAAAUGCCAAUCAUACUGUGAUAAUGGCAUUAUAUUUAUCAAAAUUUCACCUACCUGUAACCUGCCAAUCGAUAGACUCAAUCCCACAUUAUAUUAAAAAUAUUUUUGAAAAACUUGCAAGUUAAAUUAGUUGGCAGUUGGCAGCUCUACAACUUCAUAUAUAGUUUUAAUAUAUAUAUUCACACAAAUCCUCUAACACGUCCGAAAAUUUGCAGAUAUUUUGGUUCUUCCAUAUGGCACACCCCUUUCAUUGUUUCGUGCAAAUUCGUACCACAUACAAUAAUGUAUUCCAUUUCAUCACGUUAAAAGCUUAAACAAUAAUAAGAAGAAAAAAAAUUGGUGAACUAUAUACGUGUUUUGUUGGGUUUUUGAUUCUUUUAUUUUUUAACUUUUGGGAUUUGACGGGUGUUGCAAUUUUUUUAUAUAUCCAAAUUGCAUGUCUGACUAAAUAAUUAGAUGAAAAAAUGUGAACAAAAGGUUUGCUAUAUAUUAAUUACCCCUUUUAAUUAACUAUAUAUUUUAAGUAAGAGGCUGUUUUAAUGGUGUAUUUUAUAUAGUUAGAUACUAAGAUUACGUGAUUUCUUUAAAAAAAAGUAAUAAAAUACAGUGUUAGAUACAUAUUUUCUGGGCAUAGAUAUGAAAUAUAUGUGUUGACACUUCUGAGUGGAUUUAUACUUAAAAAAAACAUAUUCAAUUAUAAUAUAUUAUUACUUUAAAAUGAAUUAAAUGCCUUCAUAUAUUAAACACUAUAUUAGAUAUAAACAUUAAUAGACUCUAAAAAAAUGAAAUAAAAUAAAAUAAUUAAAUAAAAUAAAUAUUUAGUAGUGUGUCAAUGCGCCCUUCUGUUUAGCCGUGUGACUAUAUCCGACACGUAAUCAAGUCCAGGUAACAUGAAUACGUUACCUACAUUCAGAAAUAUGAAUGAGCAAAGUAUAAAACCGGUCUAUUUGGAAAAAAAAAAACAAAAAACAAAAAAGCAACUGUUUGCCAGUGGCCAGAGGUUGGAAAAGAUCGAGCAUAAAAGGGUUUGGCAAUCACCGAAUUGGUAACACUUGGCCUUAUUUUUAUACUUUGCUUCAAAGCAAAGUUUGGAAGAAGAACCAAAAAUGGAAAAAGAAUAAGAAUAAAAAAAAUAAAAAGGGGUGAUGAAAAAAUUAAAAGAUGGGAUUAAUUUAAUUUAUGGGGUACGUGGAAGAAAGUUUAGUGCGGCAAGUAGGAAUAUGAUACGUCCUUUCCAGUUUCCAGUGGGGAUAUAAAAAGCAUUUAGUUCGUUCAUAUGAAAGUUUACCGCCCGCAACUAUACUUCGAGAGUUGGAAGCUCAUGAACCUGUCUAACAUUUCGAAGAUUACUGUUAUAAAGAUUUGAGGUCCUUGUACGUGAUAGCUCUCCAUCUCCCACCCAAAGAAAGCUUAUUGAUCAAGUGCUGCGCCUCAUUUCCGCGAGCAGUUUCCUGGAAAUUUCGUCUCGAGCAGUUUCCUGGAUCAUCAGGGGGAAAAAAAUACGCGUCUUCUAGUUUUCUCUCUCUGAAGAAACCGAGUGAGAUUCUUCCGUUUUCACUUUCCCAUUAUAAAUAUUCAUGUAAGUCACUCUAAUAAGAGUACAGUGACUGAGAAUUGACAGUGAACGGUGUCAUCUCUCCUGCGACAGUCCUCUUAGGAAGAAGAAUGAGUGAUCAAUUGAACGGCUCGCCGAAUCGGCGGCAUCAAAACAAUGACAUUGAGGCCGGACGCAGCGGCAAACAUGACGACGAAGACGAUGAGGGUUCUUCUGGCCCAUUCGACAUCUUCCGGACCAAGAAUGCCUCAAUAGACCGGCUUAAAAGAUGGAGACAAGCUGCACUUGUGUUAAAUGCUUCUCGUCGAUUUCGAUAUACCUUGGACUUGAAAAAGGAAGAAGAGAAGCAGCAAACAAUAAGGAAGAUUAGAGCACAUGCACAAGUCAUACGAGCGGCUUAUCUUUUCCAAUCAGCUGGGAAACAAGUAAAUGGAACUCCAAAGUUACCUCCAACUCCAACUGGUGAUUAUGAUAUUGGACAAGAGGCACUUGCAUCAUUGACGAGGGAACAUGAUAUGUCUGCUUUGCAGCAAUAUGGAGGGGUUAAAGGACUGGCAGAUAUGUUAAAGACAAAUCUAGAGAAAGGAAUCCCUGGUGAUGAUGAUGAUAUAUUGGAGAGAAAAAAUUUAUUUGGAUCCAACACAUAUCCUCGGAAAAAAGGACGGAGUUUUUGGAGGUUUAUUUGGGAAGCUUGCCGAGAUACAACCCUGAUCAUCUUGAUGGUAGCUGCGGCUGCUUCUCUGGGGCUAGGUAUAAAGACAGAGGGUAUUAAGGAAGGAUGGUACGAUGGGGGAAGCAUCGCGAUAGCAGUUAUCAUUGUUAUAAUUGUUACAGCGACAAGUGAUUAUAAACAAUCCCUUCAGUUCCAAUCUCUAAACGAAGAGAAGCAGAAUAUACAUUUGGAGGUCAUUAGAGGUGGUAGAAGGGUUGAGGCUUCAAUAUUUGAUCUUGUUGUUGGUGAUGUCGUGCCUCUUAAAAUUGGUGAUCAGGUCCCUGCUGAUGGUGUUCUAAUUUCUGCUCACUCUCUUGCAUUUGAUGAAUCAAGCAUGACUGGAGAGAGCAAGAUUGUUCACAAAGAUAUGAAAGCACCAUUUCUAAUGUCUGGCUGCAAAGUUGCAGAUGGUUAUGGAUUUAUGCUGGUAACUAGUGUGGGAAUAAAUACAGAAUGGGGGUUGCUAAUGGCGAGUAUUUCAGAAGAUUCUGGUGAAGAAACACCAUUGCAGGUACGUUUAAAUGGUGUUGCAACAUUUAUUGGUAUCGUUGGACUGGCAGUAGCUUUCCUUGUUUUGGUUGUCCUUUUUGUCAGAUACUUUACUGGGCAUACUAAAAAUCCAGAUGGAAGUGUUCCAUUUACACCUGGCCAGACUAAAUUCGGUGAUGCCAUAGAUGGUGCUAUAAAGAUUUUCACUGUUGCGGUCACGAUUGUGGUGGUUGCAGUGCCUGAAGGACUUCCCUUGGCAGUUACUUUAACACUUGCCUACUCAAUGAGAAAAAUGAUGGCAGACAAGGCCUUGGUCAGGAGGCUUUCUGCUUGUGAAACCAUGGGCUCUGCAACUACAAUUUGUAGCGAUAAAACUGGGACUUUGACUUUGAAUCAGAUGACUGUGGUGGAGGCCUAUGUUGGUGGGAGUAAAAUUGACUCUCCGAACGAUAGGUCGCGGUUGCCCCCUACCGUUAAAUCGCUGCUUAUUGAAGGUGUAGCACAGAAUACAACUGGGAGUGUAUUUAUGACUGAGGGCGGUGGAGAUGUGGAGAUUUCUGGAUCACCAACAGAAAAGGCCAUUCUCCAGUGGGGGGUCAAUCUUGGAAUGAUUUUUGAUGCUGUCAGAUCAGAGUCUUCAAUUGUCCAUGUUUUCCCCUUCAACUCAGAGAAAAAACGAGGGGGUGUUGCCCUUAAACUGCCUGAAUCUGAAGUUCAUAUUCAUUGGAAAGGUGCUGCGGAAAUAGUUUUGGCUUCGUGUACAAGAUACAUUGAUUUAAAUGAUAGCGUUGUUCCAAUGGAUGAUGAUAAGAUGAUUUUAUUUAAAAAUGCUAUUGAAGAUAUGGCGGCUCGAAGUUUGCGUUGUGUUGCUAUUGCUUAUAGAUCAUACGACGUGGAAAAAGUUCCAACUGAUGAUGAAGGCCUGACUAAUUGGAAAAUACCUGACGAUGACCUUGUGUUGUUAGCUAUUGUUGGUUUGAAGGAUCCUUGUCGGCCUGGUGUGAGAGAGGCAGUUAAAUUAUGCACCGAUGCUGGUGUUAAGGUACGGAUGGUCACUGGUGACAAUCUUCAGACAGCUAGAGCAAUUGCUCUAGAAUGCGGGAUACUGGGGUCAGAUGCAGAUGCUACUGAGCCAAAUCUCAUUGAAGGGAAGGCAUUUCGUGCCUUGUCAGAAGUGCAAAGACUAGAUACUGCUGAGAAGAUAUCGGUAAUGGGAAGGUCUUCUCCUAACGACAAGCUCUUGCUUGUGCAAGCAUUGAGGAAAAGGGGACAUGUUGUUGCUGUAACUGGUGAUGGCACUAAUGAUGCCCCUGCACUACAUGAGGCUGAUAUUGGUCUAUCAAUGGGUAUCCAAGGAACGGAAGUAGCCAAAGAGAGCUCAGACAUCAUUAUAUUGGAUGACAAUUUUGCUUCCGUUGUAAAGGUUGUUCGAUGGGGCCGAUCUGUUUAUGCGAAUAUUCAAAAAUUCAUUCAGUUUCAGCUCACAGUUAAUGUUGCUGCUCUAAUAAUUAAUGUCGUGGCUGCAAUUUCCUCUGGUGAUGUCCCAUUAAACGCAGUGCAGCUUCUUUGGGUUAACCUUAUUAUGGAUACUCUUGGAGCGCUAGCGCUGGCUACUGAACCACCAACGGAUCACCUGAUGCACAGGCCUCCAGUGGGUCGAAGGGAACCUCUGAUAACAAAUAUCAUGUGGAGGAACUUACUAAUACAGGCUUUAUAUCAAGUGACUGUCCUGCUUAUUCUCAACUUUCGAGGUAAAAGCCUCCUUGGUUUAGAGCAUAAAGACAGUGUGUAUGCCAACAAAGUGAAGAAUACACUGAUAUUCAAUGCUUUUGUCCUUUGUCAGAUUUUCAAUGAGUUCAAUGCUCGGAAGCCUGACGAACGUAAUGUAUUCAAAGGAGUUACUAAAAACCGUCUCUUCAUGGGGAUAGUGGGCCUAACUCUUGUGCUUCAGGUCAUGAUAAUCAUGUUCCUUGGGAAAUUUACCACAACAGUUAGGCUUAGCUGGAAACUGUGGCUUGUUUCCAUUGCAAUUGGCAUUAUCAGUUGGCCUCUUGCGGUGCUUGGGAAAUUAUUACCUGUCCCAGAGACGCCCUUCAGUGAACUUAUCAUGAAAAAUAUCAUAAGAAAAAUCUGGCGACCAAGAUUUAUCGUGAGAAAAAUGCGGCGACGAAGAUCUUCUCAAGGUUCGGUCAAUAGAAGGAAUGAGGAUGCUGAAUGACUUCAACAUGUUAAACAUCCAACUUUUGCUCUGCAGUUUUUGGUGUUUUUUUUUUUUUUUUGUUAAUUCACAUCCGGGGGAAAUUUUACACUGUGCAGCACAGUAAUGACGGAAUGGUUAUAUUAAGUACUUAUGGUUGUUAAUAGGUGUUUUACAAAAUCACAGGGUGCUGAAUACCUGGUAUGUCAUAUAUGUUUUACUUUCAUUUUACGUGAAUGUAAAGUAAAAGUAAGUUGUUGAUUUCUA
Messenger RNA from Cornus florida, 6218 nucleotides. RefSeq names its product calcium-transporting ATPase 10, plasma membrane-type-like. Gene Ontology annotation, cellular component: membrane; intracellular membrane-bounded organelle. The record is from RefSeq and is a predicted model, not a curated record. Gene Ontology annotation, biological process: calcium ion transmembrane transport. Gene Ontology annotation, molecular function: ATP hydrolysis activity; P-type calcium transporter activity; calmodulin binding. Lineage: Eukaryota; Viridiplantae; Streptophyta; Magnoliopsida; Cornales; Cornaceae. The transcript has 39 exons. The coding region runs from base 2664 to 5972 and encodes 1102 amino acids.